UAUGCAACUACAAUUAAUUUACUGAUAAUAUGAUAAUGUUUAGUUAGGAUUUGAUUUAAUAAAAUUUAAAUAACAAUCACUCAUCCUGCUUGGGCUGAUGAACAAAUAGUCAAAUUAAAAUGAAACCAGACUUAUCUAGAAGUGCAGAUUACAUAUAUGUUAGCUUAUGUUAUUUAAAACCACCUUAUCUCAUCGUUCCCAAUAUAAACAGUAAAAGUGCGGACGCUGAAGAUUUUGUUAACGCGGCAAUUUUUAAAAAGAAAAGGCAGUCUGAAUUCGGUCGCGACAUAAAAGGCUGUAUUUCGCAUAUUUUUAAUGAAUAAAUCGAGGUUUUUAGAACAAUUUGUGUGUUAUUUGUGUUGAAAUUAUCUACAACAAAUCGUAAAAGCUAACAUCAGAAGUGGGAUAGCUCCUAGUGAAGCCGAUCACAGGAGAAAAGGACCUAAAAAGUGAUUUUUUUUUGUGCGUGUUUAAAAAUGGCUGACGAGGAACAACGCGAAAGUUGUGAGAGUGACCGUGCGGGUACGAGUAGCUCAGCCAUUAUCGGUGGUAGUGAUAGUGCAUCAAUAAACAAUCAGAUGAUGUUGAUGUUUAAAAUGCAGCAAGAAAGUAACAGUAAUUUUCAAAGUCAAAUCAUGCAAAUAUUAUCCACCAUGGCCAACGCCCAAGCUACGCAAGCUGAAGCGGCGCUACAGUCGUCUGUGGAACAAGCGCAUGUGCAAUCUGUUGCUGUGGUUGGUCCCGGUCCCAAAGUUAUGGCAGCAGCGGCAUCAUCGCAAAUUUGCUUAACUAUUUUUGAUCCUGAUGACACGCCGUUCACAAUGGUCGAGUGGAUGGAUGACGUAAGCAGAAUUCAAGCCGAGUUGCGAAUUUCUGAUACGGUAACUGUUUUGAAAGCUGGUCACGCUCUUCGAGGUCGUGCAGCUCGAUUUUAUCGUCAUUGGAAGCCAAUUGUUAGAGAUUGGGCAUCUUUUAGGCGAGAUUUUGAGGUAGCAUUUCCAGAAAAAGGCACGCCAGCUACUCAAUUACGUGCCUGUCUAGCAAUUAUGAGCAACAAUUUUGACUCGCUAGUUGAGUAUGGAAAUGCUAAGUUGUUAGCUAUUAGACGGUUUUAUGCUGAUUUUCCUUGGAGGAUAGUGCUGAGUUUAGUAGAGCAUGAUAUUCAAAGUGCUGAGGUGAAAAAUCGAAUUUGCUUGCAGAGUCCCGAGUGCGAUGCGGAUCUGUUAAAGUUGUUAGCUGUCUGCGAUGCUGCAAAACUAAGCGAAGUAAAUCGAGUGAGAGAGUCACGAAAACGGCCAAACAAUUCUCGUGAAGAUCACCCCGCUUUUCACGGAAAGUGUCGACAAUGUCAUCGAUUUGGACAUAAACAGAUAGACUGUAAACAAGGUAUAGUGUCCAACAUGGAAAAGCCUCUUCCUGGCCCUUCUGGAGCAAAUAUAAACUAUCCAUCAAGAGAUCAGACAAAAACUGUAAUGUUAAACACAUGUACAUAUUGCCAAAAGAAAGGACACUCAGAAGACACUUGUUACAAGAAAAAUGGGUUUCCAAAACGAGUAAUGCUGUCACAAAAUACUCGGUUUGUGCAGUCUCCACCUUUAGCUACACUUACAAAUGACAGCACUAUAACUUCGAUUUCCUAUUUGGUAGACACUGGGGCAGACGUAUCAAUUUUGCAUGAAAAAGUGGCAAAGAAACUAAAUUUAAAAAUUCAACCAAGUAAUCAAUGUUUGGCUGGUAUCGGAAAGUCUAUUAUGAAGGCUAUCGGUCGCAGCACUGCCAUAAUGUUUACACCAACGAUGACGUUAGAAAUGGACUUUCUUGUUGUCCCAGAUGGAUCUAUCCCUGGGGGUGACGUUGACGCUUUAAUUGGUUUGGAUGUUCUUAAACGGCCAGGUGUUAAAGUGGAGGUAAAUGAAAAUAGUGUAGAUAUUGUGUAUGAUCCUCUUAGCAUGUCCAGGAUUUGUACUGUACGCACAUUUGAUGAAAGUAGAUUAGAUUUGUCAGAAUUGGACGAGCCAUUAUCUAAUGCUAUAAAAACAUUACUUCAACAAGCCAUAAAUCAAACGCCGCCCGCCGUAACCACUGGAAAAUUAAUAAUAACAUUACGUGACCCACAGCCGGUUGCUUAUAAGCCGCGGCAUCUAUCGUACGGAGAGAGGUUGCAAGUCAAGCAAAUCAUACAGGAACAACUUGAUACUGGAAUAAUUCGUGUUAGUGAAUCUGCUUACGCUAGCCCGAUUGUACUGGUUAAAAAAAGGAAUGGAGAUACGAGACUAUGUGUGGAUUACAGAGAGGUAAAUAAACAAGUAGUGCGGAAUAAUUACCCAUUGCCUCGCAUACAAGACCAAAUAGAUGCACUUAGUAAGGCCAAAUAUUUUUGCACUCUUGACAUGAAGUCGGGUUUUUACCAAAUUGAAGUUGAAGAAAAAUCCAAACACAUUACUGCUUUUGUGACCCCGGAUGGAUUGUAUGAGUAUAACCGCAUGCCUUUUGGUUUUGUUACUUCGCCGCCUACUUAUCAGAAAGCAAUUGAUAAGGCUCUAGGACUAUUAAAAGAUGAUAUCGCAUUUGUUUACAUUGACGAUGUUUUAUGCCCAGCGCGCACUACUGAGGAAGGUUUUAAUAACUUACGACUGGUUGUUGACACCUUAUCAAAAUCGGGAUUUGUGCUGAACUUGGAAAAAUGCAGUUUUUUUUAAAAACGUCUGUCGAAUAUCUAGGCGUUAUCAUUGAAGGCGGUACUGUAAAGCCAAGUAACCGAAAAGUUGAUGCGCUUGCACAGACUAUUGCUCCUGUCGAUGUAAAGGGUGUUAGGCAGUUCUUAGGGUUGGCUGGAUAUUUCAGACGUUUUGUAAAAGGAUUUGCCAGUUUAACUGCACCAAUUUCCGCACUGUUGCGUAAAGGACAACCUUUUAAGUGGACAAGUGAGUGCGAAAAUGUGCGUUUAGACUUAAUAAAACGACUAACAGAAUACCCAAUUUUAAAUAUUUUUAAUUCUGACUUCUAUACGGAAUUACACACGGACGCGAGUUCCAUAGGGUUAGGUGCUGUAUUAAUGCAAAAAGACUUGGAUAAUAUUUUGCAUCCGGUAGCCUAUUACAGUAGACGCACUACUGAUUGUGAAUCGCGUUACCACUCCUAUGACUUAGAGACUCUGGCUAUUGUAGAAGCAACCCAGUAUUUUCGUGCGUAUUUGUAUGGUAUAAAGUUUACAAUUUAUACUGACUGUAAUUCUGUGCGCGCUACGGCUUUAAAAAAAGAAUUACACCCUCGUGUGGCCAGGUGGUGGAUCAAGUUACAAGACUUUAAUUUUGAAAUCGAAUAUCGGCAAGGCUGUAGAAUGGCUCAUGUGGACUAUCUUAGCCGAAAUGCGGUUUCGAUAAAUAGAGUUUCAGUGGCGCGCAGUACGGUUCCAAAUAAGGCAAAUAAAACAAUCGGGGAUUAUCAAAAAGAAGACGCAUUUUGUCAGGCUAUAGUAGACAAAACGCAAAGUUUGUCGGGCUACUCAGUGAAGGACGGUUUGGUAUUUUUAUGCAGUCCGAGUGAUGGAAUUAAUCGGUGUUUCGUUCCAAUCGCGGCGCGACUGGAUAUAAUGCGCUUAUACCAUGAUGAAUCAUCUCAUAUAGGUGCUGACAAAAUGUUGUUAAAGUUACUGGAAGUUUUGGCAUGGCCGCGUAUGGGCAGAACAGUGCGGAAAUACCUGGCCAACUGUAGAUCUUGUGUUUUGGGAAAAUCCUCGAGUGGUAAAAAAAGUGGCAUGUCUCAGCAAAAAUCCAAGCCGUCGACCAAAAUGGAUACAUGGCAUAUCGACCAUGCUGGGCCAUUAGUAAAAUCAAAUCGGUGCACCCAGAUAUUAGUGAUAAUAGAUGCGUUCACGAAAUUUGUCCGUUUUUGUCCGAUAAAGCAGAAAACAACAGAAUGUAGCAUCAAAGCCCUAAGUGAAGUGUUUUAUGAGUUAGGAGCACCAAAACGUAUAAUAGCAGAUCGAGGUACUGCUUUUCUGUCUGGCAAAUUUAAAGACUUUUUAGAAGAAUGGGCAGUGGAGUUACAUUUAAUUGCAACAGGAGUUCCACGUGGAAAUGGGCAAGUAGAGCGUGUAAUGCGCACGCUAUUUAACGCUAUGCGUGCCGUUUUAAAUGAAAAAGAUGAGAAGAAAUGGAGUAAAAUCUUGCCUGAUAUUGAGGAUGAUUUUAAUGUAACAAUAAAUAAAUCGACGGGCUAUGCACCAUGGGUGCUAAUGUAUGGUGAAAAUCGGCGUCUGAAUGCUACAAACCAACUGUUAACUGAUGUGUCAUCUUCACAGCAAAAAGCUCUCGAUAUUAAAACCAUUAACAGUAAUGUAAAUGAUCGAUUGAAGAAAAUUACUGAGAAGUCAGCAGAAAGUUUUAAUAAGAAGCGUGUUAAAGCAGUGCCAUACUCUCGAGGAGAUAAAGUUGCUAUAGAAAAUAGUCAGUUGGCAUAUGGUGGCAAAUUAAAACCCAAAUAUCAGGGCCCGUUCGAAGUCAUUAAUUGCCUGCAAAAUGAGAGAUAUGUCUUGAGACGAGCAGGAAAGCAAGGCAGAACCACGGUAGCAGCGCACGAGCAAUUGCGCGCGUGGCCAGAUGAGUGCACAUAGGCUGUGGCUAUUGUAAUAAAGAAGUUCCUCAUUUAAAAUUGUGGGCUUUAAGGUCCCUAAAAAGGUUUUUGGGCUGUUCCCCAAACCAAUUUUUAGGCUAUGUUCCCCAAUAGAUUUUGGGCAUUUUGUUCCCUAAAAAAAAAAGAGUUUAGGCUGUUCCCUAAACUGAUUUUUAGGCUGUUGGUAAAGUGAUUUUUAGACAUUUAGGUUCCCUAAAAGAAUCUUUAGGCUUAAGUUCCCCAUUACAUGUUGGGCUUUAUCUGCUCUAAAAAUGUGCA
This is a messenger RNA of Anthonomus grandis grandis, 4893 nucleotides long. RefSeq lists its product as uncharacterized. Gene Ontology annotation, biological process: proteolysis. The record is from RefSeq and is a predicted model, not a curated record. NCBI's taxonomy places the organism in Eukaryota, Metazoa, Arthropoda, Insecta, Coleoptera, Curculionidae. Bases 477 to 2699 code for a protein of 740 amino acids. Gene Ontology annotation, molecular function: aspartic-type endopeptidase activity; nucleic acid binding; zinc ion binding. The transcript has 2 exons.